ACUCCUUACCAGUUGGUGGCGGAAAUAUAACAUUUUGUUGUUUGUCAAGCGCCAAUAACAUUUCAAGAAGAAGAAGAACGUAAACGUGUUGUAAAGUCGCGUUUGACCGCUAGAGGGAGCUGUACGUCACUUAAUUCUGAGUCUGCGCAGCCGUAUGUUGUCUCCGCCAUAUUGAACUUCUCACAGAAGUGAUCACUGUCUUUAAUCGAAGACGGGUUCUAAAAUUCAUUUUUUUUAAAAACUUAAUUAGCGUUUUAAAGUUAAGUCUGGUUUGUAGUGUUUGCUGUGUAGAGAGCAAUGGGGAAGAGGUAUUUCUGCGACUACUGUGACCGCAGUUUUCAAGACAAUCUUCAUAACAGAAAGAAACACCUAAACGGCGUCCAGCAUCACCGGGCGAAAAAAGCCUGGUUUGAGUUUUUCAGAUUUAGUGACGCUGCCACAGUUUUAAAUGAGGAGCGGACAAAGGAGCCCUGCAGAAAGUUUCUCCAGACAGAGGGCAAGCUUAAUGCUGAGGCUGAGGGCUGUUGGCGUACAUUUGGAGACCCUGACCGAGACGGAUCAUCUAAUGAGCGCAGCAUUGAUGAAUGGCUCUCCAGAAGAGAGAAGAAACUGGAUGCUUUGACAUCAGGAAGAGUUUUAAACGUUGAAGAGGAAGAAUGUGCUGAAACCAUUGAGAUACCUCCGUAUUUGUUGUCUAUUCCAGAUCUUCCUCCAUCUCUUCAUCCCCCACCAACUGGUGGAUGGAGAGUGACCGUACACAAUGAAUGGGGUUGAAAUGUAAUUUAUAAAAGUUUUUUUUUUUUUUUAAAGACCAUGCUGCUAACUAUUAUCAUUACUAAGUCUUUUUAUGUAAAUCUUUAAAGGAAUGUUUCACACAAAAAUAAAAAAAAUUGUUGAUAAUUUGUUCCUUGUAAUGUAAUUUUUCCAAAUCUAUUCCAUCACUUGCUUACCACUAGAUCCUCUGUAUUGUAUAAGUGCAAUCCAUUCGUAAGCAAGUAAUGCAAAAUUUCUCCAAAUCUGACCCGACGAAGAAACAAACUCAUCUACAUCUUGAAUGGCUUGAGGGUGAGUAAAUGUUCAGAUAACUUUCCUCUUUGAAUUAAACUAUUUCUAAAAGGGAGAACAAUAUGCAUGUGUAUCAAAUUGUAAAGCAAUACAAGUUGAGGUGCAUGGUAAAAAAAAAUGCAAUGAACUUGUAUGGCUUGAACAGAAAUCAUGUUUUGCAUGAAUAAACAAGUUUACUUUGUGGACAGUUCAUAGGAAUGUUUUUAAUAAAUCCACUGCAGUGAAUUUCAUAAUGUGGAGUUGUAAUUUGUCCGUCCAGAAAAGAACACAGUGUUAUUUUUCCUUAAAAGGUAGGAGUUAACACAAUUGAUUGUGUUUAUUUGGUGUCUAUCAAGAAGUUAACAGUGUUGCCAAGCUGAACGUUGGAGAGACUAUGGAGAGAGUUAUUGUUUUUGUCUGCCUUCUGUGUCAGCGUUUUAGAUUGAAAUUCAGAUGAGUGUUUUCAAUUGAGUCCUGAUUGCUUGUUGCAGGAAUGUUUUGUACUGCUAGCUUGCAUGGCCUUUGUGAAAUCCUCUUGUCUGCACUGAUGAAUGUUACACUUGACUGGGAUGCAUUACAUUUACUGGCCUGGUGAUGAAAGCUCUUAUUGGCUAUGCGUUAGAGAAAGAUAAAGCAAAUUAGUUGUCUAAAAGCCUCUGUGUCACUGCUAGAUACUUUUUCCUGGUCUAGUUGUGUUUAGUAACUUAAUACCAGCAUCAGUAAUCCGCUCAUGGAAUAAUUAAAAACAAAAAUUGUUAAAAGACCCAUUCCACCAAAGCAUUUAUUUUAUAUGCAUACUUGUGUGGAAAUAUGACCAAAUAAAUUCAGCCAAACCAG
Cyprinus carpio (common carp) is the source of this 1881-nucleotide messenger RNA. RefSeq names its product zinc finger, matrin-type 5. The record is from RefSeq and is a predicted model, not a curated record. Gene Ontology annotation, molecular function: zinc ion binding. Lineage: Eukaryota; Metazoa; Chordata; Actinopteri; Cypriniformes; Cyprinidae. Gene Ontology annotation, cellular component: U12-type spliceosomal complex. The transcript is spliced from 4 exons. The coding region runs from base 298 to 774 and encodes 158 amino acids.